AUGUCCAGGCCUCUCGUAGCAUUGGUGCGUGUAAAGAAACGUGACGGCCGCGCCGAGUUCUCGCUCAAGGGACUGAGAUGGGAAGAAGAUGCAUCACCUGAGACUGCUGUGGGUAAGCACGCACCCAUUGUCGUCCCGUGGAGCACCGUACAGGAUCAGCAGGUAUCGUCGCUCACGAGUCCCAAGGCCAUGAUCCGUUUACGGCUCGCACAUAAUUCGACGCUCGUGUUGGAGUUUGUAGCAGAAUCUGGUAGUCUAGAAGAAGCCUUUGAGGUGCGUGAGCAAGCCAAGGACUUCAUUGCCCGCCGUCUGCGUGAGAAUGGCGCUCGGGGGACGCGCUCCAAUGCCGCGGCGUUGUGCAACCCCACGGAGAUUAAGCAUCGAGCGGCACUGCUGGCUGCCAAUCCAGCACUGAAACGACAACAUAUUGAGAUGGUGAAUGAUGGUCUCAUCUCUGAAGAGGAUUUCUGGGCGAGCCGCCGUCAUUUAAUUGCUGGAGAAGCCAGUAAACGACAGAAAACUGGCAAGACGUCGGCGAUUCUGACGGACUUGGCAGCAGAUAAUGAUGCAGCGGGUAAUGUGGUCAAGUAUAACCUGAACGCAGAGGUAAUUCAUCAGAUCUUCAUUCAGUAUCCGGCCGUGUACAUGGCGUACCAGGGUCAAGUACCCGACAAGAUGACGGAGACGGAAUUCUGGGGAGCCUUUUUCAAGUCGAAAUACUUUCAUCGAGACAGAAAAGCUGGACAUGAAGAUAUGUUCACUACAUAUGAGGAGAAAGAGAAAGAAGAGUCCAAGGGUGUUAGCGUGGAUCCACGUGGUAUUGUGGAUCCAUUGAUUGAUCUCACGAUGACGGAGGAAGAUGCAGCCGUGCAUCAUACGAAAAGACAGACGACGGAGAAGGAGAACCCGUUCAGCAUUACGAUUGCUAAGUUUAACAGACAUGGUGCCUAUGUGCUAGACCCAGCCCAUGCAGGGAAACUACUACCACAAAAGGCAGGGAGAGGAAAGAAUGCACAGCAGACCCUGCCCCAGAAAAAGAAGCCCAAAGCAGGUUACCACGAUAGUUUGGAGGAAGCGACGCUGCUAGAUGAUUUACACGAUCAGGACCCUCCACCGUACAACCCGCUUACGUUGGAAGAUGAGUCACGCUACUUCCAGCACGCAGAAAAGGGCACUGCUGAUGGCAAUACAACACGCCAGCUGCCUCUAUCUGACGCAGCACAGAUGUUUCAAGCAACGUGCAAAGCGCCCAUCAAGCUGGAGAACGCGUAUCCGAACUCAAAAACAUGCUUUAACGUGCUCGCUGAAGUCGUGGCGUGCUCGGACUCCACAAGCGAUUCAGCUUCAGCCUCGUCUGCGGCGAACCUUACGAGUGGCAAAUUGGCUGCAGAUUACAUCCCGAACGAGUUCAAGAAGCAGGUGUACAAUCAAUUCCACGACGUGUGCGAGCUGCUACGACACUUUCUCUCGUUCAAGGCCAAGGUAGCAGAAGGUGGCGGUCCUGAAGCCCAGCGCAAGCUUAAUAAGAUUGUGGAGAAGAUGGGGUCCAAAUACGACGAGCUGGUGAAGCUGCGCGAGUCAUUGCCACCACAUGAAAAAAACCUUCUCGCUCCACUGCUUAAGCCAUUCGAUGACCAGCUCAACCUGGCAUUUAUUUAA
Peronospora farinosa is the source of this 1659-nucleotide messenger RNA. Lineage: Eukaryota; Oomycota; Peronosporomycetes; Peronosporales; Peronosporaceae. The record is from the annotation of a GenBank genome assembly.